UGAGCAGGAGUAGUGAAGAUGGCCUCCCAAGUGUGUCAGAACUACCACAAGGACUGUGAGGAUGCUAUUAACAAGCAGAUCAACUUGGAGCUCUAUUCCUCCUAUGUUUACCUCUCCAUGUCCUCUUACUUUGACCGGGAUGAUGUUGCCCUGCGUCACUUUGCUGAGUUCUUCAAGGAGCAGUCCCAUGAGGAACGGGAACACGCUGAGAAACUGAUGGCAUUCCAGAAUAAACGUGGAGGCAGAGUCCUCCUGCAGGAUGUCAAGAAGCCAGAGCAGGAUGAGUGGGGCAAUGGUCUGGAGGCAAUGCAGAGAGCUCUGCAGAUGGAGAAGGAUGUGAACCAGAGUCUGCUGGAUCUGCACAAACUCUCCUCUGACCACACGGACCCUCAUCUUUGUGACUUCCUGGAGAGGCACUACUUGGAUGAGCAAGUGAAGAUGAUCAAGAAGCUGGGAGAUCACAUCACCAACCUGAAGAGACUGGGAGCCCCUGAGAAUGGCCUGGGAGAGUACCUGUUUGACAGGCUCACCCUGGGGGAGAGUGACUGAACUGUUUAGUACUUGGCUUGUGUAGUUGAAAUUGUCCUGUAAUGACAGAUUUUGGCUUGAUGUUAAUGACAGCUCAACAGUAAAUAAACUGCUCAAUAGACAAGAUGGUGUUAAAUGGGUGCCUGUUCUUAAACACAAGACCAGUACACUGGGCUACUUCAGUUUUAUCAUGAGCUUGCUGCAAAAUUUUUUUAAAAAUACCCAACUCCUUCCUUGACAUUUUU
Chiloscyllium plagiosum (whitespotted bambooshark) is the source of this 773-nucleotide messenger RNA. RefSeq names its product ferritin heavy chain A-like. NCBI's taxonomy places the organism in Eukaryota, Metazoa, Chordata, Chondrichthyes, Orectolobiformes, Hemiscylliidae. Gene Ontology annotation, cellular component: cytoplasm. Gene Ontology annotation, biological process: iron ion transport; intracellular iron ion homeostasis. Gene Ontology annotation, molecular function: ferrous iron binding; ferric iron binding. The record is from RefSeq and is a predicted model, not a curated record.